AUGACAAGUGUAUCAGUAAUGAUGACAGUAUUUGUUCUUAAUCUGCAUUAUCGUGGCCCAAAAAAAAAUGAAAUACCAUUUUGGCUUCAACAAUUAUUAAGUUUAUCAUUAGCAAAUAUUAUUCGAUCGUAUCAAAGAACAAAAAAGAUAAAAAUUUUUCAUAAAGAUAAACGAGAUUCAUCGAAGAAAAAUAAGAUUCAUGACAAUGACAGUGAAGAUCCAACAAGCCGAACAUCAGCAAAUGGUGUUGUAUUAUCAUAUACAAAUAUAAAUGAAACAAAAACUAAAAUACGAACAACAACAGAUGACGCAACUGCAAUGCAAAUGGAUGCGGAUGAUAAUCAAGAACGAAGAUCUGUAGAUAAUAAAAAUAAAAAUCGUUUAAGUUUACCUCGAGAAGAAAUUCAUCUUAAGAAUCGUUUAUCAUCUCGAACAAGUUCAAUUCAUACAGUUCAUGAUGAAAUACAAGAUACAUUACAUGGUUUAUUACGUAAACAAAAAGAACUUGAACAUGAUCAACAAGUAACAAAUGAUUGGCGUGCAAUGGCAACAAAAGUCGAUAAAAUUCUUUUUUAUAUUUUUCUUCUUUUAACGGUUAUAUCAACAUUAGGUUUACUUGUUGUUGUACCACUUUUUCGUACUAAUAUUCAACAAAAAACCAAAUUAUGGAAUGGUUCACGGCGACCUCCUGUUUAA
Adineta steineri is the source of this 696-nucleotide messenger RNA. The record is from the annotation of a GenBank genome assembly. NCBI's taxonomy places the organism in Eukaryota, Metazoa, Rotifera, Eurotatoria, Adinetida, Adinetidae.